AUGGAAGGAGCUAAACUCUUCACAAAACCAGAAAGUGAAAAUUUAGACAUAACGGGAGUUGAAACAAAAAAGCUAGAAGUUGAGCAGACCAUGGAAGGAGCUGCACUUUCACCAAAACCAGAAAGUGAAAAUAAAGAGAGAUCGAAUGUUGAAACCAAAAGGCCUGAAGAUGAACAGAAUAUGGAAGGAGAUACACUUGACACAAAAAAAGAAAUUGCAAAUAUAGAGAUACCAAAAGUUGAAACUAAAAUGCCUAAAGAUGAACAGAUCAUGGAAGGAGUUGCACUUUCCACAAAACCAGAAAGUAAAAAUACAAUACCAAACGUUGAAUCCAAAAAACAUGAGGGUAUGUAG
This is a messenger RNA of Cornus florida, 354 nucleotides long. RefSeq lists its product as uncharacterized. Bases 1 to 354 code for a protein of 117 amino acids. The record is from RefSeq and is a predicted model, not a curated record. The transcript has 4 exons. Lineage: Eukaryota; Viridiplantae; Streptophyta; Magnoliopsida; Cornales; Cornaceae.